AAUAAAUCAUUUAAAGAAAAUUGGGUGUGUAAUUAUAUUUGAUACAAGCCCUACUAAAGUUCCAAUUGGCACCUCAGCUAGCUUGGUUUUCUUCUCUUAUCGCAGUGGCCACAAGUCGUGACCGCGACCCGUGACUGCGCAGCCUGUGUCACGGCCCAUCUCUACGGUGGUGAGUUGCGCCGCCGUGGUGAGAUUGUCUUUGUUGAGAAAAAAUGUCGACGCGAAAAAAGGUUUUAAUCCAUUAGUCAGAAAGUCUGGCAUUCUUUGUUUGUUGGUAAAAAGCGCAAUUGUUUGGCGGCGAGCGUGAAAAGUGCGCGGCUCUAGCGGCCCAGGAUUAUGUAAAUGCAGCCACGGUCCCAGCGGCAACGAAUCUGCAAGCGAAGCGAGCUGCUCCACUUGGCCCCACGGACGAAAAAGCGGACGGACGCACGGACGGACACGGUGGCGUUGGCAAAGUGAAACCCCAAGAGAGAGGCGAAAGCGAGCGACGACACUCACACACACGAAGAGAACUAGGAAAAGAGAAACUGCGAGGAGGAGGAGGAGCUGCCCCAGCAUCCUAUCCACGACAGCGGGCACCACAACAACAUCUACGGGAUGGACAACUGCGACCAGGACGCAACCUUCCGGCUGAGCCACAUCAAGGAGGAGGUCAAGCCGGACAUCUCGCAGCUGAACGACAGCAACAACAGCAGCUUCUCGCCCAAGGCCGAGAGUCCCGGGCCCUUCAUGCAGGCUAUGUCCAUGGUCCACGUGCUGCCCGGCUCCAACUCCGUCAGCUCCAACAACAACAACAGCGGCGGGGACGCCCAGAUGGCGCAGGCGCCCAAUUCGGCCGCAUCCGCUGCCGUCCAGCAGCAGCAGUAUCCGCCAAACCAUCCGCUGAGCGGCAGCAAGCACCUGUGCUCCAUCUGCGGGGACCGGGCCAGCGGCAAGCACUACGGCGUGUACAGCUGCGAGGGCUGCAAGGGCUUCUUCAAGCGCACGGUGCGCAAAGAUCUCACAUACGCAUGCCGCGAGAACCGCAACUGCAUCAUCGACAAGCGGCAGAGGAACCGCUGCCAGUACUGCCGCUACCAGAAGUGCCUCACCUGCGGCAUGAAGCGCGAGGCGGUCCAGGAGGAGCGUCAACGCGGCGCCCGCAAUGCGGCUGGCAGGCUGAGCGCCAGCGGUGGCGGCAGCAGCGGUCCAGGCUCGGUGGGCGGCUCCAGCUCAGGAGGCGGCGGAGGAGUCGGUGGUCUGGGCGGAGGAUCUGGCGGCAUGGGCAGCGGCAAUGGCUCCGACGACUACACGACCAACAGCGUGUCCAGGGACUUCUCGAUCGAGCGGAUCCUGGAGGCCGAACAGCGCGCGGAGACCCAGAGCGGUGAUCGGGCGCUGACCUUCCUGCGCGUCGGGCCCUACUCCACAGUACAGCCGGACUACAAGGGCGCCGUGUCCGCAUUGUGCCAGGUGGUCAACAAGCAACUCUUCCAGAUGGUCGAAUACGCGCGCAUGAUGCCGCACUUCGCGCAGGUGCCGCUCGACGACCAGGUGAUCCUGCUGAAGGCCGCCUGGAUAGAGCUGCUCAUCGCGAACGUGGCCUGGUGCAGCAUCGGUUCGCUGGAUGACGGCGGUGCCGGAGGCGGCGGGGGCGGUGGCCUCGGCCACGACGGCUCCUUCGAGCGGCGUUCGCCGGGACUGCAGCCACAGCAGCUGUUCCUCAACCAAAACUUCUCGUACCAUCGCAACAGCGCGAUCAAGGCCGGCGUCUCGGCCAUCUUCGAUCGCGUCCUAUCCGAGCUGAGCGUAAAGAUGAAGCGACUGAAUCUGGACCGACGCGAGCUGUCCUGCCUGAAGGCGAUCAUACUGUACAACCCGGACAUACGCGGGAUCAAGAACCGGGCGGAGAUAGAGAUGUGCCGCGAGAAGGUGUACGCCUGCCUGGACGAGCACUGUCGCUUGGAGCAUCCGGGCGACGACGGGCGCUUCGCGCAGCUCUUGUUGCGUCUGCCCGCGCUGCGAUCGAUCAGCCUGAAGUGCCAGGACCACCUGUUCCUCUUCCGCAUCACCAGCGACCGGCCGCUGGAGGAGCUCUUCCUCGAACAGCUGGAGGCGCCGCCGCCGCCCGGCCUGGCGAUGAAACUGGAGUAGGGGUCAGACCCCGAGGUCUGAGGUCGCCCCCGAUCUCUGCCCGAAGAAUGUUUCAUUGUGAUUGCGUUUGUUUGCAUUUCUCCUCUCUGUCCCCUCCCCAAUCUCCUUCAAAGGCCCUUUAAUAUUACGCUAAAUGUGUAUGUAAUUGUUUAUUUUUUUUUAUUACCUAAUAUUAUUAUUAUAUUGAUAUAGAAAAUGUUUUCCUUAAGAUGAAGAUUAGCCUCUCGACGUUUAUGUCCCAGUAAACGAAAAACAAACAAAAUCCAAAACUUGAAAAGAACACAAAACACGAAAACAAAAAAGCACACAAGCAGAGUAAAAGUAAAAGUUAAACUAAAGCUAAAAGAGUAUACAUAAUAUAUAAUGGUUAAAAUUAAUGAAUAGUUAUGAUCCACAGACGUAUGUAAACAUACAAGUUCAGUAUACAUAUAUAUAUGUCGGCAGGCGCGUAUCUGCGGUGCUGGCCCCGUUCUAAAUCAAUUGUAAUUACUUUUUAACAUAAUUGUACCCCAGCGUUAUCAAUUACAUGCGAGAUACAAAACACACAGACGAACCCCAACAAAAAUUAUCUAUGUAUAAAAUAUAAACUGCAUAACAAGA
Drosophila biarmipes is the source of this 2733-nucleotide messenger RNA. RefSeq names its product protein ultraspiracle (gene usp). Gene Ontology annotation, biological process: cell differentiation; positive regulation of transcription by RNA polymerase II; anatomical structure development. Gene Ontology annotation, molecular function: zinc ion binding; nuclear steroid receptor activity; nuclear receptor activity. The record is from RefSeq and is a predicted model, not a curated record. Bases 598 to 2133 code for a protein of 511 amino acids. Lineage: Eukaryota; Metazoa; Arthropoda; Insecta; Diptera; Drosophilidae. The transcript has a single exon. Gene Ontology annotation, cellular component: nucleus; activator ecdysone receptor complex.